CGAACGUCCAACGUCAAACCAACUUUAUUCCAGUACAUUUGCUGUAUCCUUGGUGGUCAAUAACGAGUAUAGUUUGGUACCUUUAUUUCUGAGAGCUCCUCUCUUCCGCCUCUCCAUUUUUGUCUCCUCUCAGACUGUUAAGAAGCUCCCCAUGUGCGCGCGCUCAGGCAUCUCCACGUCCUGGUCUUGGUGAGGUUGUGUUCCGCUCCGCUCUCGGGAAAUAACUCCGGUGAUCCGGGCCUGUUCACGCGGACAGCGUUACUGAGCUGUUGUGCUUAAGUGUUGCGUUUUUAAACGCAAAACAACAUGGCAGAUCCGAUGACACAGUCCCACCAGAUAUCGUCGUCCCAAGGGCUGAACGAUGGACGCGCCAAAGACUCGAAGUUUUCCGAUUCCUUUUUUUCCUCUUCGCCUGUAUCUCUCAUUCAGUCUCCUCAAGACAAACGGGUGGCACUGGACUCUGAGAAGCCAUCAGAUGGUGUGCCUACCUCACUUCGCUUUUCCUCCCAACCAAGUUCGUUUUCUCCUGCGAAUUAUGGAAAUGAUAACUCCAUUCCCUCAAUUGGAAUCAAGGAUCGUAGUUUCCAAGAGAAAAGGGAACUUUUUGAAUCAUCGCUUGGAUCGCAGAAACAGGACUCUUCCCCUAUAAAGAUAUCUCCUGUGUCUGAGCGAAUCAGAGCAUUGGAAGCUCUGGCUGCAAAGCAGAAUGAUUCUGAUUGGAGUGAUGCAGGGUUUCCUCAUUUCAGAGAACGCCACUACGAAAAGUCUCAUUCUGAGAUACAUGGCAUCACUCUUCGUUCAUCCAUUAAGAAAAAGCCCACAUCAAGUGAACAAGAUUCUCCAGAAUCUCCCUUUGAGAUUCUUGGUGAUGCCAGGCGUGGAAGUGACUUUGAGGAUACUGCUGACUGGAUGAGAGCUCAUUUGCCGCCAGCACCUAACUUCAACAUUGGCGAAUCUGACUUUGAUCAAAUGAAAGAGAGGUCUGUAAUGCCCGAAUGUCCAUCUGAUGAGACAAAGAGCAAAGAUACGGAUGUACAAGGUAUUCCUUCAUCUUUUGUAGGUGUACCUGAUGAAUUCAUGGACAACCCUGAUGAAGUGUCUAAACAAAUGAAUGAUGAUUCUAAUCAGUCAAAGCAAGACACUAUUGAAGAUGAGACAGAAUUCGAUCUCAGAUUUUUACCUACAGCCUACAUGUGGGACAAACAAGAGAAACCUGACAUGGAUACACAAGAACCACCAUUCCAUUUUGAAACUCCGAUAACUGCAUCUGCUGCACCUCCUGAUGGUUUUGAGGCUUCUUCCUUGGAGUCUCCAACUCCUGUUCCCCAGGCUGACCCUAGUGCAAAACAGCAGUCUACCACUCUAGGCGUUGGCUUGGAGGGUGUAGAGAUCCUUGAAGCUGACAGCUCUGGUGAAUCUGAUGAUACAGUUAUUGAAGAUGCAAGUGGUGUCAGUAAUGAUGAUGCUGUUGAGUGUAAAUGUUCUACAGAUGAGCAGACUAUUCCAAGUGUACAAGAGAAACAGAGUAUGCAGGUGCCCAUUAUUAAUGUAAUUGAAACAGAAGAACAAGUUCUCAGUGAUUAUGAAGUGGAGCUUGAAGAAGAGGAAGAUGAUGAGCAGAGAUAUCAGAUAAUGCAGGAACCUGCAACAGAGGCUCCACAAUCAUCUGAAGAGCUUUCUGACAUUUCAAGGUCAGAAUUGGAAGAGACUGUUCCAAAAAUGGAGGACAUUUCCUCACCUGAAAAUAUGACAGAUUCUAAUGGAGAGUAUUCUCCAAAACAUAAGAUAAUCAAAGAUAAUCUUAGCAAUGACACGAUUAACCAGACUUCCCUUCCCUCCAAAAGUCAUAGCUCGGAGGACUCUCAGACACAAUCAAUGGUGCCACAGAAAACAGACGAAAUGUCCAGAGAAGCUUCCUUCGACUAUAUAAAAUCAGACAAAACAUCAGAAAUUGUACCUGACCUCCCACCUAACUAUGAGGAUCUCUCAAAUGACUUUGAGUCCAGUGACAUAGAUACAUACUUGGAUCAUUAUUCUAGUGAGGAACUGGCUUUAAAAGACCAGUUAAGUUCUGGUGUGAUUACUGUAAACAAUGGGGAUACGAACGAGUUACUAAAAUCCAACUCUCUUCAACACAGUCAUAACAAUACUAUGCUUGCUGAAUUUGAUGAGGCUGAUGAUGCAAGUAAGCAGAAUUAUGAUACCGGACCUAAGCCUUUUCCUGCUAUCAUUUCCGCUGAUGUCACUGUGGAGCCUCUGCUUUCUCAAAAUAGCGUGCCAAAUCUUGAAUUAGACGAUCAGAGUUUAGCUAUCGAGGACAAGAUGAUAACCGAUUCAGGGACUUUUUCCUUGACUGAGGAGGAGGAUUACAUGACAAGGCAUGAAGUAGAGUUGCCCUCUUUUCAAGAGAGUACACCUGCUGAAUUUCCCUCUUUUCAUAAUGAUCCAUCAUGCAAAAUCAGUGAUGUGAUCUCUGAUUUUGUAGCCAGUGAUUUAACUGAGGGACUAUUGAUGACCAAUACUGAACAAGAUAAAAUAAUCCAGUAUGAUGAUCCACGUUCACAGAUAUCUCCAGAAGCCACAAUCAUACCUGAGCCCGUUGAAGCAGAAUCUGAACAAAAUAAAAUGGUCCAAAGUGAUAUUCCUGAUAUACAGAUAUCUGAAGAGCCCACAAAAACACCUGAGCCCGUUGAAGAAGAAUCUGAACAAAAUAAAAUGGUCCAAAGUGAUAUUCCUGAUAUACAGAUAUCUGAACAGCCCACAAAAAUACCUGAGCCCGUUGAAGAAGAAUCUGAACAAAAUAAAAUGGUCCAAAGUGAUAUUCCUGAUAUACAGAUAUCUGAAGAGCCUGCAAACAUACCUGAGCUCAUUGAAGCAGAAUCUGAACAAAAUAAAAUGGUCCAACAUGAUACUCCUGAUACACAGAUAUCUGAAGAGCCUGCAAACAUACCUGAGCCCAUUGAAGCAGAAUCUGAACAAAAUAAAAUGGUCCAAAGUGAUACUCCUGAUACAAAGAUACCUGAAGAGCCCACAAACAUACCUGAGCCCAUUGAAGCAGAAGCUGAACAAGAUGAAAUAAUCCAGUGCAAUGCUCCAGAUAUACAGAUAUCCCUAGAGAUCCCAAGCAAACUUGAGUCCACUGAAGCAGAAUCUUCUACAACUGCAACAGAUAGUUUUGUGGAGUUUAUGAGAGAGUGUUUGAAAUCACAGCAGGAUGAGGAGUCCCGGAGCCUUGGUUCAGUACAGACCACCAAGGAACCUAUAUCUGUUGCUCCUUCUCCACCUGCUAUGAUCAUGGACUUGGAGCAAGAGUGCCUUACAAUCUCUGCUUUAAAAGAGCUUGGGAGUAGUCAUGAGGAACAGGAUGACAUCAGUAUUCCUAAAGACAUUCCAAUCUCUGAUAAGGAUCCAGUUUCACAACCUUUAUUUCAGUCUGAGUCUUUAAUUUGCCCAAAUCCCUCUACUCACGGUCUUCCAAAUGAGAACCAGCCAGAUGCCUCGUUAACCAAAGAGAUCGAGGCAAUCGACAUCUGGGUGGCAGAAGCCUACCACCUUGCAGAGCAUGUCUUGGCUCUAAUACUAACCCACCUGACAGUGUAUGACUUGGUGUACUGGCGGGACCCUAAAAAGUCAGGCAUGGUGUUUGGCAUUUCCCUGCUACUGCUGCUGUCUCUGGCAGCGUUCAGCGUGAUCAGUGUCAUCUCCUACCUGCUCCUGGCACUGCUCUGCGUCACCAUCUCCUUCCGUGUCUACAAGACCGUCAUCCAGGCCGUGCAGAAGUCCAACGACGGACACCCCUUCAAGGAACUGAUGGAGAAGGAUGUCAGCUUGUCUCCUGAGACCUUCCGCAAGCACGUGGAUGUGUGUUUGACCUACAUCAACUGUGCACUCAAGCAACUGAGCCGCCUCUUCCUGGUCGAAGACUUGGUAGAUUCCCUCAAGCUGGCUGUGGUCAUGUGGUUGAUGACUUAUGUGGGUGCCGUCUUCAAUGGCAUCACCAUCCUCAUUCUUGUGGACAUCCUUGCCUUCACUUUACCACCAUUGUAUGAGAAAUACAAGACCCAGAUUGAUCGCUACGUCAAUAUUGCACGCACUCAGGUUAAUACUGCAGUGGCCAAGAUUCAGGAGAAGCUCCCCAAAGCAGCGAAGCGCAGUAAAGCAGAAUGAUGCACCUCUCUCAUCCUUCCAUGACCAACUCCAGAAUCCCUGUAUCUCUAGCUACCCCCCCCCCCCCCCCAACCCCCCUGGUUUAACCUCUCAUUAUAAACCUCUUACCAGCCAGGUGCACUGUACCAGCUAGUCUCUUAAAAUCUUUGAAGCUUCUCAAUAUUCUUCAAUGUUAACUUCUGAAGCUUAAUUACAAGCAUAAGGGAAGAAGAUGCUUGGUGAAGACGCGUAACUGAAGCUGGUGACUCAAAUGCAGGAAAUGAUGUAAUUCCACAACUGAAUGUCCAUGUGUGGCACCCAACGUUGGGCAGGGUGUGUGUACUAGAUUGAAUCUGUGACCUGGUUUUGGAGUGUCCUAAGAGUUUGUGAAAUAAAGACAAGGGUUUGACUUGGAAACAAAUGUCUGUACUUAAAAAUAACAUUUAAAAAAAAUGUUUCAGGAUGAAAAUGGACAGAUGUUUGCAUAGGCUUUCUCCCUAAAGACACCUACUAAUUUAUUAUGAAUCUGUGGCACACUGUUACAAGACUCGCACGUACAGACCAAUUAGAGUAUGGACACUACAGCAGCUGGGACGAUUCGCUCUAGUUCGCUUUCCUGUACCGUUCUGGCGUUUCAUUUUUAAUUAUGUAUGUGUAUAUAUAUAUAGUACGAUUACAACACGCUCUUUGCUGUGAA
Molecule: messenger RNA, 4843 nt
Organism: Ictalurus punctatus (channel catfish)
Lineage: Eukaryota; Metazoa; Chordata; Actinopteri; Siluriformes; Ictaluridae
Gene: rtn3
Product: reticulon 3
Exons: 10
Coding region: 307-4167 (1286 amino acids)
Biological process (GO): endoplasmic reticulum tubular network formation; neuron differentiation; brain development
Cellular component (GO): postsynaptic density; neuron projection
Source: RefSeq, a predicted model, not a curated record